Molecule: messenger RNA, 2081 nt
Organism: Chiroxiphia lanceolata (lance-tailed manakin)
Lineage: Eukaryota; Metazoa; Chordata; Aves; Passeriformes; Pipridae
Gene: PNOC
Product: prepronociceptin
Exons: 5
Coding region: 204-734 (176 amino acids)
Biological process (GO): chemical synaptic transmission; neuropeptide signaling pathway; sensory perception
Cellular component (GO): axon terminus; neuronal cell body; plasma membrane
Molecular function (GO): opioid receptor binding
Source: RefSeq, a predicted model, not a curated record
GGAGGUGUGGGAAGCGCGUGUACACCGUCUAUAUAUACACACCAACCCAGCCACCGGCUCCCGAGAAACCCACGGAUCCCAGGAAUCCCAGGAGCCGGCAGCCGACAGCACACCGCAGCUUCCCCUCGGACCCACCGACAACCGGGAGCUGCCGGGCUCCCUGGCAAAAGGGACAAAAGGCGCUGCCGGGGGCCGGUGCCGCCAUGAGGGCCGUGCUCUGGGACCUGCUGCUGCUCUGCCUGUUCGCCCGGGCGCGGGGGGACUGCCGGGGGGACUGUCUGCACUGCGACCGACAGCUCUACCGAGACUCCUUCGACGUCCUCAUCUGCAUCCUGGAGUGCGAGGGCGAGGCCGUGCCGCGGGCCACCUGGGAGCUGUGCGCCGCUGCCAGCCGGGCGUCCCCGCGCGCCCAUGACCUCGCCGCCGAACCGUGGCCCGGCGUGGCACCGGAGAACCUCCCGUGGCGCCGCGACGCCGACGGAGCCGCACCGGGAGCCUUCCCGCAGCCUCCCGAGGACAUUUCCCGCCGGCUCGGGAUGGGCUGGCGAGCGGCGCCGGCGGCCAAGGGGGUGCAGAAGCGGUACGGGGGCUUCAUCGGGGUCCGCAAGUCGGCGAGGAAGUGGAACAACCAGAAGAGGUUUAGCGAGUUCCUGAAGCAGUACCUGGGAAUGUCGCCGCGCUCCACGUUCCGGCACCGCAUCCCAGCACCUUCCGCCCGGCACAGGCAAAAUUAACUCCCGUCCACCCCACCAGCAGCUCCAUCCUCUCUCUCUGCCGGACCCCAAAGCGCUUCCGACUCGCACGUGUCCCGAAAGUCACUUUGCUCUUCACCCACUAAAGCCACAUUUAAACCAGGACCCGACGAAUUUUCGGCCUCCGCCGGCGACGGGAGCGAGAUUCCACGGGGAGGGGAGGGAGGGAGGAACCCGCCGGGGGGGGGGGGGGGGGGAGGAACGGGCGGGAAUUCGAAUAUAAUGAGGAAAAAACCCCCGGGAUUUUCGCCCCACCUCCAAAAAAAAAAUUGGAUUAUUUCGAGGUUUUUUUUAUUUAGUUUUGGUUUUGUUGGCCGCUGAGGAAACAUCAACUUGGAUCCAGCAGGAAAUCAGCCCCUCCACCCGCUUUCCCAGUGCCUUCCCAGCACUGGCUUUUGGCCUCCCAUGGGAUUUAUUCCCAACUUUUCGGGGUGCCGAGUCGCGUCCCGCUGUGGCUGAACCCUCGCGGUGGAGACCGACCCCCACCCAGCGCCCAAAAACGCCUGGAAUUCCUUUUUUCUCCUAACCCUGAUCCCAAUCCUUUAAUUUCCCCCCCCUUUCCUCCUCGCGUUUUUCCCGUUUUUCCGAGCGUUUCCCUUGGAAUUUCACAGAACCUCCGGGGUUGACUUCUUCGCUCGUUUUUCCCCUCCCCCUCCGUCCCGCGGAUCCCAAUCCUCGCCCCGGGAAUGUGGGAUUUUUCCCUCGUCGCUCCCAGAGGGGAAAGACGAUUCCCUCCUGCCUAAAAUUCGCUCUCCUCCCCCCAAAAAAAUUCCAAACCUAAUCCCGGGAGCGACCCCGCCCCGGGGGGGUCUCACCCGCCUUCGCCGUUUGUAUUAAAAAAAAAAACACCCAAAAAUAUAAUAAUCCCUCUGGAAAAAAAAAAAAAAAAACAACCAAACAACAACAAAACAAACCAGGAAAAAAAAAACCAAACACACAAAAAAAAGAGGAUAAUUCCGAGCUCUUGUUCUUUUUAAUUGUUUCAUACAACGAUUUCUCCAUUAAACUUGUACAUAGCAAAAAAAAAAAAGGAUUAAUAAAUUAGUUUACUGUUUCUACGAUAUCCUUGCGACUGGCCCCCGUCACUUGGGUCCCCUCCUGGCCCCCCCACCCCACCCCCCACCCCACCAACUCAGCUGGGAAUUGUUUUAUUGGGAAAAACAAACAAACAAACAAAAAAGAAAAACCAAAAUAAAAGGGUGAUUUCGGUGCAUUCGUGUGAUUUCCGGGAGCAGUUCCAGGAAUUCCCAUCGUUGGGAUCUGAGGAGAGGACGAUCCCGUUGUACCAGCGAAGAACAAGAUGGUUCGAGGGGCUGUUGGAAGGGGGGG